Drosophila rhopaloa is the source of this 781-nucleotide messenger RNA. RefSeq lists its product as uncharacterized. Lineage: Eukaryota; Metazoa; Arthropoda; Insecta; Diptera; Drosophilidae. The record is from RefSeq and is a predicted model, not a curated record. The transcript has a single exon. The coding region runs from base 80 to 691 and encodes 203 amino acids.
UAAAUCACUUAUGUGACAAAAUUACAAGUAAUUGAAUAAAAGUAAGGCGUGUCUAAAAGUUUCAAAAUUAUCGUUUAGAAUGACCAGGGGCGCAAGGAUAUCGAACGGAGCAAUCCAGAGGAUGCAUUAUGAAAAGCAACAAUCUCGAGAAAUAAUUGAUACGCGUCAAAAGAGGCAAAAAACUCACUCCAGGCCAUCAAGGCAACCAUUGCAACCAACACAAAACCAAAACCAAUAUGUGAGCUCCACCAGUUUGAAGUACAAGAGAAGUGCCGUGUCUGAAGAGGAUUUCGGUGCCGUGACGCAGAGGGAUUAUAUGGCGGAGAGGCAUCACACCGAUCGCCAGACCCUCGCCGAUAUAAUCCUGAUGCAGGCCCGACGCAUCGAGAAACAGCAGCGAGAACUACAUCGAAUUAAGUCCCACUAUGAGCGCCAGGUGUCCACCAUCAAGAACAAUGCCAUCAUGCUGGAAUCCCAUCUGCAGAAGGUGCUGUCCAGUGUCCAUCGGGAUCGGGCCCAGCGGAUAGGCCAUCACUACCAGGAUAUGUUCGGUGCCGUGGAGAACCUGCAAAAGUCCAGCAUUAAUAUUAAACCGCAAUCCGUGGCCAACCAUCUCCUGAUCAAGUAUCUCAAUUCGCACCCGGCCAGAAGCACUAAUGAAAAUAUAAGUACCUACAGGAAUAUGUUGUGAAUUGUAUUCCCGUGUGUACCCUAUCUUUUCAUUAGUUUUUCUGGUCUCUAAUGUAUGUCAAUAAAAUACUCAUUUAUAGUAAUAAUAUAA